Messenger RNA from Etheostoma cragini (Arkansas darter), 4013 nucleotides. RefSeq names its product activating transcription factor 7 interacting protein (gene atf7ip). The record is from RefSeq and is a predicted model, not a curated record. Lineage: Eukaryota; Metazoa; Chordata; Actinopteri; Perciformes; Percidae. Gene Ontology annotation, cellular component: nucleus; transcription regulator complex. Gene Ontology annotation, biological process: regulation of DNA-templated transcription. The transcript is spliced from 14 exons. Gene Ontology annotation, molecular function: protein binding; transcription coregulator activity. The coding region runs from base 650 to 3547 and encodes 965 amino acids.
UUGUCCCUUGUUCCAACUCUCGGCUCUGUGAGCUUGUUUGAACCCCACUGCAGUUCCUCAAAGCAGAUGUACUACUGCUCUAAAACACACUUGUGUCCGUCCUGCCAGACCAUCCAUACAAACCGUUCUAUAACGAGCUGAUCAUACCUACCUUGCCGGCUUUAGCUACCGACUUAAACACCGCGGCCAGAAGAGCGACUUAAAUAACGGAGAACGAAUGAAACUAACGUUCAGGUUGGUCAACGCAACCGAAUCUGUCGACCAACCGCUACCGACGGUGACGUAUUGUCAUGGAGGAUUUCUUGUGCACGAAAAGAGGAGGAGUCUAUUUGUAAGCGCAAGGGGACGAGCAGCCGUAGAGUCCGCAAAAGCACAACUACUCAGUUGUUGUGGCACCGCUCGCUAACGUUAGUCCAACCGGUGAGUGCUCAAACCGGUGGACUCAUUUCACAUCCUGACCAACGGUUGCAACUUACACAACAGGGUCAGAAAGAUUUCGACAGCGGCAGGAGGCGGAGACAGUCUACAGACAACCCUACAGACCGAGACUGGAAAUCGCGGGAACAUCGGUUGGCGACGCGAAGAAUCGGUUGUCGAAGAAUUCAGUGGUAAAUCCAUGACCAGGAACCUUUCGGGGUGAAGGGCAGCAAUGGAAGUUGUUGUGACUAAGGAGAAGAAGAAGAUUUGCCGGGCUAGGAAAACCAUGAAAAUCAGUGAUCGACAGCAGCUGGAGAGUCUUCACGGCACUUUGUUGACCGCAGCUCCAGGUAUGACCGACGCAUCUCUGCCACCUCUAAUGAACGGCACGCACAAAGAAGAUGGAAUAAAAGCGGGGGAUAAAGAGCAAAACAACAUCUCGGACUCCAGCUCACCCCAAGCUACAUCCCCUGCCUCUCCUGCUCCUUUCCUGUCACUCAAUCUGUCCCCUUCACCGGCGUCUUCACUAAGUCCAAAAUCAAAGGAGGAAACUUCCGCUUCUCCCACAUCACCAUUCCACUCUCUAAACUUUGAACUGAAAAAGAUGGAGGACGAGGAGGAGGAGGAGGAAGAGGAAGAGAAGGAGGAGGAGGAGGAAGAGGAGAAGAAGAAGGAUGGUUUGUCAUCGUACUCAUCGAAAGUGUCCGUUACACCAGCAUCAACCGAAUCCAAGGAAACCCAGAAAAAAGACACAGAGGUGACCCCAGAGAUGGAAAAGAAAAAGGAGGACGAGACUACGACAGAGGACCCAGCUGUGGAUUUGUUGAAGGAUUCUGUAAAUGGUUUGGCUCCAUGUUCGCCUGUACCCCUUCCAGUAUCCGACUGCACAGAACCUAUGGAUACAGAUAGUGACACCACAAAGGCCGAGGACAUUGGGGCCUCCACAGCCAAAAUAGAAGAUGAAAAGACUUCUUGCCCCAAAUCUACUUCUUAUGAUUCCUCUCUUCCUUGUCCUUCCUCGUCACAUCCAGCAUCCUCUUCUCAAGAUCUAAAACAAGAAAAGGAACUCAAAGAGAACCUAAAUGACGAGGAGGAUAAAAUAGAGGGUGUGAAGAAAGGAUCAACAAAGGAAAUAAAGAUUGAGGGUGUAGUAAAAGUAGAGACCAAAAAAGAAAAACCUGAAGUUGGACAAACAAAAAAGCCAUCUCGGCCAUCUUCCACCCCACCAUCCAAUACAGUAGCGCGAGAGGAGAAGGGCUCCACCUCGGGACUGAAGCGCACUUUAUCAGAGGGUUCCGAAAAAGAUUACCAAACUGUGAAAAGGGAGGGGAAGAGGCCGAAAGUGGAGCGUGAGGAGUUGGAGGCACAACUGGAACUCAAAUUUACUGCAAAAGCUGGCGCUCACCAUAAACUUGAAAAGAUUGUGCAACAGCUAGUAGAGGACCGGUUGCGGGUCUUGGAGUUGACCAUUUUUGACAAACAUUUCCAAGAGUUGAAGGACAGAGUAGACAAAAUUGAGUGUGCCACCAAACACCAAACCGCCAUUACCACACUCCAAGCCAAGAUAAGCCGACUAACAAAAAAGUUUGGAGAGGCCAAUCAGGCAUCGGAGAACAAAAGGAAACAGGAGGCAAUUGCUGCUGCCGCCGCCGCCGCCGCUGCUGCCGCCGCCGCCAAGACUGCAACUGUUACAAAUAACCCUCAAGUUCAACGGCCAGUCCGUACUUCCAUGGAGUUUAAGCAGAUCCCAACUACGUGCAGCACAGCUGCAAAUCCACAUACGCUAGCUCUGCCAGCUCCUGCCACAGGUCUGGCACAUACACCCACCUCCACUGCCAUGGUUUCACAGGCCCCCAUCCUCCAGCUGAUCACCACCACCACCUCGAAUACUGGCUCCACCUUGGCCACUGGCAUCACCACUCAGAGUCACACAGGCACCCUGCUGCUGAAGACUGCCUCCACGGGCCAGCCGCUCCUCAUCCAGCUGCCUUUAUCGAUGGCUAAUGGCCAGGCAGGAACACUGGUCAACAUCCCCGUCUCUACUUUAUCUGCCGCCAGCUCACUCGGCAAGUCCAAAACCACAACUUCCACUGCCACUUUUAUACUGAAGCCUGCUCCCGCUAUUACCACUUCACCAGCCUCUGUCCCAGCUGUUGCUACUGUCCCAGCGCUCCAGGCCUCCCCUGGCCAGAUGUCCUCUGCUCAGCUCUCUCUUGCCCGUGCUGUGUACCAGGGGGGUGCUGGUGGGAUAACGACACCUAACGCAGGGGUAUCUGUGACCACUGCCAGGAUGCCGGCUCAGUCUGUGUCUGUAGCAGGAGCUAUGUCUUCUGCCUCUUCACCCGCAACCUCUGGGCCGGCAGCAACAGGGUCCACUGCUCCAGGACCACCACAAGGGACGUCUCUGACAUCAAAGACAGACAACCAAGCUACAGGAUCCACUCCAUCCAAAGCAGCUGCUCCGGCGGCACGACCCAAAGGUUCGGUCAUUGAUCUCACUGAGGACGAUGAUGAUGUACAAGUGACAGGAGUAAAGAACGCCACUGUUGCAGCUCCCUCACCUACCUUGCGUCCUAACCCGGUCAUCAGCAUUUCCAACAGUGCAGGACCAAGGUCGUCCCCGCAAAGCAAUCAGAACUCUAACGGCAAUCCUCAGUUGACAGUCCACCACCGCCCCCCACUGGACUCUCCAAUGAAAUCCCGCACCGUAACCCCUAGUACGCCAACCCGAGUACUGCCCCCUCUCCCCGCUGCACCCGCAACUCCACGCUUACCCCCGGAGGCGGAGCGGACCUCACUUCCUCAGCAACCUCAGCUGAAGCUGGUGCCAAGUCAAACCGGUAUAGUGCUGUCCUGGUGUGUGGCAGAAACUGAUCGGACCUGUGCAGCCGUAGACAGCUAUCACCUCUAUGCCUUCCAUCAAGACAACUCCAACAGCAGCGCAGCGCAGCAGCACUGGAAGAAGAUUGGGGAGGUUAAGGCCCUUCCUCUGCCGAUGGCCUGUACGCUGACCCAGUUCCAGUCUGGCUCCACUUAUCAUUUUGCUGUUCGAGCCAAAGACAUCUACGGCCGCUUUGGCUCCUUCUGUGAACCUCAGUGCACAAAUGUCAUCAAUUCCAGCCCAAGCUGAACAGUUAAAAAAAUGGAAACAAGUUUUUGCAUUUGAAAGUUCAUGACUUCUUUUACUUCUUUUUAUGUUGGUAACUCAAAUAUUGUGCAUUGAACACAUACAGUAUCUGUAAAUAUCUCUCUCUGCAUAACAACUGGACUUCUGACUGAGUUGGAGAAUUGACUGAGUUUGAGAAUUGAAGCGGCAAAUGGUUGGUUUUGGUUUAAUGUACGUAAUGUAGUUUUUGUGACUCAAGCUGUUGUAUAUAAUUGAACAACUUUGCCCCUCUACCAAGUGAGAUAUUUAUGUUGUUGUCUCCUGUUACUCUGAUCCGGCUGUCUUUUGCUUUACUUGAGAGUAGGUGACAGGAUAAUCAGUGUACACUCAUAAUUGCACAGACAUGUAUAAAUGUGUGGUAGAAACUGAAUGAUAACUUUUGUAAGUUUUGUCUGGCAACCAGACUUUGACAGACACAAUAAAAGGUUUU